This is a messenger RNA of Haliotis rubra (blacklip abalone), 913 nucleotides long. RefSeq names its product transmembrane protein 267-like. Lineage: Eukaryota; Metazoa; Mollusca; Gastropoda; Lepetellida; Haliotidae. The transcript has 2 exons. The record is from RefSeq and is a predicted model, not a curated record. Bases 113 to 799 code for a protein of 228 amino acids.
AGGCAUGCAAGAGUUGAUGUACAUGUAAUGAACACAGGAUUGCAUCAACUACCAGGCGAUGUAUUGACACGUCAUCGCCAAUAAUGGGAAUGUAUUUGCAAGUACGAACAAGAUGCGUGUAAAAAUGUCCCAACUGAGCCAGUUUGUAGAUGAAACUUUCAGUAACACGAACACUUUAAUUCUGGAAAUCGUGCUGUUGUCAACAUGUCUGAUCGGCGACCGCAGCCUGUCGUUCGUCUCAAGCAGACUUGGCGAUUUUCUCUGGGCUCGGGCAGGUAUUGACAGUGCUACACAUGGGCUGAUAGCUUUGUGGUCCUGGGCGUUGGUGGAAAAUGUCAACUUUGACCGCUACAAACUUCUCAACUGCCUCCUGUGUGCCGUGCUGGCUGUCAGUGUUGACCUGGAUCAUUUUUAUGCUGCAAGGUCGUUGAAUAUUAAGGCAGCAGUGAGCCUACCUGACCGCCCACCUCUCCAUCUGACCACCAUCAUCCCAGUGGUGUCUGCGACGUUAUGGAUUCUGGGGAUGGUGCUCAAAGUCCGCUACUUGAAGACCUUGUCUCUCAUCUUCCUGACUGCAGUCUUCUCCCACCACCUGCGUGACGCAACCCGCAGAGGGUUCUGGCUGGCUCCCUUCUCAAACUCUCGUCAAGUGCCUUACUGGAUGUAUUUAGCAGUUACCAUGGUGAUCCCGGUGCUUGUCAGGAAAGUCUAUAUCAGUGUCUUGUCAGAGAAGAAAGUAUUGGACAGCAGUGUUGAGACUAUUGCUGUAGUACCAACCAUAUUCACUGCCAAGUCCUGACACCUAAUGGUUGUCAUGGUUACAGUGAUGCUGCUAUAGUGUGUUCAUAGCACCUGUUCACUCUUUUUUUCUCGGGGAAUUAUUUUAAUGGACCGGUUUUUCCAAACUAACUUC